Messenger RNA from Prosopis cineraria, 2398 nucleotides. RefSeq lists its product as uncharacterized. Gene Ontology annotation, cellular component: cortical microtubule. The record is from RefSeq and is a predicted model, not a curated record. The coding region runs from base 315 to 1946 and encodes 543 amino acids. Gene Ontology annotation, biological process: cortical microtubule organization. NCBI's taxonomy places the organism in Eukaryota, Viridiplantae, Streptophyta, Magnoliopsida, Fabales, Fabaceae. The transcript is spliced from 6 exons.
GUCGGCUUUUAUUUCGUCGUCCGUUUCAAACAUCAGAGGGAAUCUUAAAAUGCCAACCAGACCUGCACUGCAGCUGCAGCUUCUUCCUCCUUCUUCCCUUCUUAAAGGAAACUCAUCAGAAUUUUAAACUCUAAAUACAACUCUCUCCUUCUCUUUGUCCCAUGACAAACAAGUAACUCUCUCUGUAACACGAAGCAUUAGCCGAGUUCUUGAUUGAAAUCCAUUUUUCUGGGCGACCCUGUGUUUAUUUGCUUCAAAUUUACCCAGAAAACGGAAUAAUCAAAGCAGGAACUUCGAGAAGCUUAGGCGAAGAGAUGGUGAUGAAGGAGAGGGAUGAGGAACUCGCUCUGUUCCUCGAGAUGCGGAGGAGGGAGAAAGAGAAUGAGAAAAACAACCUUUUCCUUCUUCAGAACUCCAACGAGCUUGAUGGAUCUAAUCUGGAAUCUAAUCGGGUUAGUUCUCCCAUUUCUAAGACGGUAACUUCGGCGGUGCCGCGGAAAACGGGCGCUGAUGAGUUUCUAAAUUCAGAGAAUGAGAAGUCUGAUUAUGAUUGGCUUCUGACGCCACCUGGUACACCUCUUUUUCCUACAUUAGAGGAGUCACAGAUAUCAAUAAAGAGUGAAAAGGAGAUUCCUACUGCUCGUUCAACAGCUUUAAAAGCUCGGCUAGCUAAUGUUCAAUCAGAACCUGCUUCAAAAACCAAUAUUAGCUCCAAGCAUCAUGCAGCAGCAAUGUCUGGCCUUGGUUCUUCUAAUACUGCUAGUAACAGGAGAACCUCAUCAUUUGGGGGGACAACCUCAGCCGCUUCCAGAUCUGUGACACCAUCUGGAAGGCCAACAUUGCCUUCAACAACCAAAUCCUCUAGACCCUCUACCCCUACAUCCCGGGCCACUGUAACUUCGGCUAAGCUUGUAGCUCCACAUGCGAGAUCAUCCACUCCUACUGGAACUAGGGCCACUGCUCCACCUGUGAGAUCAUCCACUCCUACUGGAACUAGGGCUAGGGCUACUGCUCGUGCCUCAACGCCAACAUCCAGACCUUCUUUAACAGCUCCUGAGACUACUCGAAGAUCAUCAACUCCAACCCUUAGAUCUUCAACCCCAUCAAGUGCAAAUGGAGUGUCUACACCUGCCUCUCGAUCUUCAUCAGCAUCAAAAGCACGCCCAGCACAAGCAAAAAAUCCAGUGCAAUCACGUGGAAGCUCUCCAUCUGCAAAAUCUAGGCCUUGGGAACCCUCACAGAUGCCCGGGUUUUCACUUGAGGCUCCUCCAAAUUUGAAGACAUCGUUGCCAGAAAGACCAGCUUCAGCCUCUAGGACUAGACCUGGUACACCUAAUUCUAGACCAUCUUCCCUUGAGGCCGCAGCUCGUAGUGAUGGAAAAUCGAGAAGACAGUCAGGCACUCCUUCCAGAGGAAGGGCUUCGACUGGGGUUGCUCAAAGUAACUAUAACUCCAUUCAAGCUCUGAGUAGAUCUCGUUUCACUGAUGGUGAUAAUGAUAGCCCGGUUGUAGUCGGGACUAAAAUGGUUGAGAGAGUUGUAAACAUGAGAAAAUUGGCACCACCGAAGCAUGAAGAUCGUCAUUCUGCCCACAGCAGUUCCGGCAAGUCUUCAUUGUCUGAAAGCUCAGGAUUCGGAAGAACACUUUCAAAGAAAUCCUUAGAUAUGGCAAUGAGGCAUAUGGACAUUAGGCGAAGCAUUAAGGGGAACCCGAAGCCACUUGUGACAAGCAUUCCAGCUUCCUCUAUGUACAGUGUGAGAUCAGCUGGUUCAUCAAAUAGCAGGACAGUAAAUGUUUCUGAUUCUCCUGUUGCCACUAGCAGCACUGCCAGUUCUGAACCAAGUGUAAAUUUCAAUUCCGUCUCCUAUGAUGGAAGUGAGAUUGAAGAAAAUGAUCUGGCAAGUGAUAGGGGAAACUCUUCACCUGCUAGUCAUCACAGCAGGUGAUCCAUGGAACCACAGGUCCAGUUGUAUAUGGUAGUAAAGCUAGCAUAGAUAUUCAAAUGCCAAUGAAGCACCGAUACUUCAAAGAUGGAGUCGUGUUAUUUCUAGCAGAGUCAUCAGGCAUGAUAUGAAACUUCUGCAGCUUGACACAAUAUAUUUAGUUGUGUCACUGUCUUUAUUGUAGUUUAUUUGUAUCAGAAUCUGUGCUUCUCAAACUGCUCAUGUCUCUAUUGUUCUAAUGUCCUAUGUAAUACACUCUAAGGGCAUGCCUUGAGAAAUUGAUUUCUCUUAGUUGGAGAUAUCACAUAUAAGCAUACUUGUGGCCUGGGGACUAUUAGUACUGAAAAUUGGCCGCUAUUAAUUGAAGAGCUCCUUCAAUUGUUAUCCGAACUGCAUCUGCUGAAUGAUUCUUUUUUUUAAUGGGAAUUUGCAUCCAAAACAUGUUUUAGCUGAAA